Messenger RNA from Megalobrama amblycephala (Wuchang bream), 9531 nucleotides. It is a transcript of the gene casz1, whose product is annotated as castor zinc finger 1. Gene Ontology annotation, biological process: positive regulation of transcription by RNA polymerase II; regulation of neuron differentiation. Lineage: Eukaryota; Metazoa; Chordata; Actinopteri; Cypriniformes; Xenocyprididae. The record is from RefSeq and is a predicted model, not a curated record. The transcript is spliced from 19 exons. Gene Ontology annotation, molecular function: DNA-binding transcription factor activity, RNA polymerase II-specific; RNA polymerase II transcription regulatory region sequence-specific DNA binding. Gene Ontology annotation, cellular component: nucleus. The coding region runs from base 717 to 6764 and encodes 2015 amino acids.
AAAACAAUUGAUAGUGACAGCAAAUAAAAUUGCAAUACAAUAAAAAAAAUAUAAAAAAAAGCAAAAAAUGACUAUUUUCAAACAGGUUUUCACUCCUCCCCUGCCAUUUAUUAGCUAAACACAUACCCCCGCCACAAACUCACGCUAUUGGUUGAGCUAAUCAGGCUAGUUUGGAGUCUGAAAAAGUAAUGAUUUGAUUAAAAAAAGUGACUGACAUCAGCUUUAAAGGUACGAGUGUGGUAUCUGGUUUCAGUAGACUGAGAGGAGUAUGUGGGACAUUAUUACUGUCUGCUGCAGGCACUCACUCUAUUGCUCUCUCUCUCUCUCUCUCUCUCUCUCUCUACGGGUCUCACUUUAACGGCCUGAGCUCACUGUGACUUCCAAUGACUGACCAGUCUAACUUCCUCCGCUCCGUCUCACUCAGCCUCGUACCGCGGGAGAUCGGCUUAAGUGGCCCUUUUUCUCUCGCUCUCUAUCUUUCUUUCUUUCCAUCUCACUCUCAUGGGCCUGUUUUUCCACAGUGGCUGUGGGGAGCAGAGGGUGUUGAAGGACCCCUACUGGUAAAGUGGGUAAACACGCACAGCCCUGACAUCUGUGCUGCGAGAGAGAGAGAGAGCAAGUGAGAGAGAGGGAGAGGGAGAGGGAGAGGAGAAGGGUAGAGUGAGAGAGGGCGAGUGCAGCCCAGCCGUAAAGGCGCACAGGGAGAGAAGAGAAAAAUGCCUUGCUUUGUGGAGAGAAUUUCUCCAAAGCAGCAGGGAGAGGUGAGACAGAGAGAGGAGGGCCGUCUCCUGCCAGCUGAGAGGAGUUUAUGCACUGAAAAGACCUCAGGAAAAUCCACGAUGGCCGCCAAAAGGAAAGGUGGCCUAAAACUGAAUGCGAUCUGUGCCAAGCUAAGCCGGCAGGUGGUGUACGACGGCAGUUCCCAGAAUGCAGAGGGAGACUCAGACCUAGUGGACAACAGUGAGCGGGGCAGCUUGCUCUACGACGAGGGCGACCGGCCUGAAAGCGACUUCCCAGAGGCCCUGACCCUGGGCCAGAGCCUCGAGGAGGACCAGAAACGGCGCGAGGCCAUUGAGAAGUGGGUGAACGGCGAGUAUGCCGACGAUCCACAGUCCUUUGAAGGGGGUGAGCUCAGGGGACUCAAACCCAACAAUGUAAAUGACGAUCCCCCUGAAGGCGUGUACAUGGUACAGCCCAAAGGCUGCAGUGAUGAAGAAGACAACGCAGAAGAUGCUGACACCAUGCCCGGCUCUCAUGAGGGCAGUUAUCAAGAGGACAAGGACUCGGUGGGCAGCCCGCACAAGGACGACAGCUACCAGCCCACCAGCGAAGCCCCCCCUCGCCAAGCUACCUUCUCCUCAACAGGCUCCGCACUACGCGAUUACGCCGCCAACACCAUGAGUGAGUUCUUACACAUGUUUGGCUAUGAUGACCAGAAGGUUCAGGAUGAGCUGGCCAAGAAGAUCAGCUUUGAGAAGCUGAAAGCAGCUACCUCAGAUCCCUCCUCCCUGAGCAGCGAGGAGGCCACCCGUCGAGCUCGCUUCUCCAAGUACGAGGAGUACAUCCGUAAGCUGAAGGCCGGGGAGACCCUGCCCUGGCCCAUACACCCCAAGUCCGAAGAGCUUAACUCCAAAAUGGCACCAGAAAAGAGUGCUGCCCUCAUCCAGCCGGCCCUUGCAGGGUCAGAGGGACAGAUAUUUCCACCUGGAAUGGACCACAAACAAAGCUCGCUCAAUCCACCCCCAACCAACCCCUCACACAUCCAGAACCUGGCAUCCCGUGCAUCUAAGUAUGAUUACUUCAUCCAGAAGCUGAAGAUGGGCGAGAGUCUCAGACAGCAAAAUGGCAAUUCCUACAAGCGGCCCUCCAAGUACGACUUGGAGAACGUCAAGUUCCUGCACCUCUUUAAACCUGGAGAGGGCAACCCUGACAUGGGCGGCGCCAUCGCUUUUAAGACCGGCAAGGUCGGCAGGCCGUCAAAGUACGAUAUUCGAAACAUCCAGAAGUUCAUCCCUGGGAAGGUUGAUCCGACGAUAAUGCCGAGCGUUCUCCCGGCUACGGCAGGGACCCCAGGAACGCCAGUCAUCAAUACGGCUGCUCCUGCUGGGGUCGUGGGCCCUCCCGGGUUGCCCGUAGAUCAGGCGGGUCACCUCGGCUUUAACACUGACUACAUGAAGUCCAGCUUCUCCAAAACUGACUCCAUCACUACUGGAACCGUCUCUUCUGUCAAGAAUGGCCUUCCUCCCGAGAAACCUGCCACAGAGGACGUCAAUGUGUACCAGAAAUAUAUCGCUAGGUUUUCAGGGAGCCAGCACUGUGGCCAUGUGCACUGUGCUUACCAGUACAGAGAGCAUUAUCACUGCAUGGACCCUGAAUGUAACUAUCAGAGAUUCACCAGUAAGCAGGAUGUGAUAAGGCAUUAUAACAUGCAUAAGAAGAGGGACAACUCUCUGCAGCACGGAUUCAUGCGUUUCAGCCCUUUGGAUGACUGCAGUGUGUACUACCACGGCUGCCAUCUCAACGGCAAGAGUACCCACUACCACUGCAUGCAGGUGGGCUGCAACAAGGUGUACACGAGCACUUCUGAUGUCAUGACUCAUGAGAACUUCCAUAAGAAAAAUGCACAGCUGAUCAACGAUGGCUUCCAGAGGUUCCGCGCCACCGAGGACUGUGGGACGGUCGGGUGCCAGUUCUACGGGCAGAAGACCACCCACUUCCACUGCAGGCGCCCAGGCUGUACCUUCACCUUCAAGAACAAGUGUGACAUUGAGAAGCACAAGAGCUAUCACAUCAAAGAUGACGCUUACGCCAAGGAUGGCUUCAAGAAAUUUUACAAGUACGAGGAGUGCAAGUACGAAGGCUGCGUCUACAGCAAGGCCACCAACCAUUUCCACUGCAUACGCCAAGGCUGCGGCUUCACCUUUACCUCUACCAGCCAGAUGACCUCACACAAGCGCAAACAUGAGCGCCGCCACAUUCGCUCCUCGGGUGUGCUGGGCCUCACUUCCUCCUUCCUGCUGCCCAAAGAGGAGCAGGAAGAGUCCAGCAAUGAUGACCUCAUGGACUACUCUGCCAUUAGCAGCAAGAACUCCAGCUUAAGUGCUUCUCCAACGACCCAGCAGUCCUCCACUGUACCACAUCUGCUGUCCACUCCCACCACCACCAUGUCCUCCAGCCACAGCGUCAAGCCCACCGCCGCUCUGCCUCCGGCCAGCCGCAUUUCCACCCUGCUGUCCCAGGCUCUGCCGAGCAAUGUGCCCAUGGCCCUGGCACUUUCCAACAGUGCACUGGCAGGUGCUUCCAACCCCUUCUUCCCCCUCAUUCCCAGAAUGCCCAUGCCGCUCACACCCUCUGCCGCUGGCCUGAUAUCCAUUGCCACCUCUGUGGCUCACUCCAUGCCCAGCGAUUCUCUACCCCAGACCUCUACCCCGACUGGGGACCCAGCUGCUGCUACUGUAGCUUCCACUCCGACUUCAUUCGCUGCAUCAUCCAUUAUGGAGAAGAUGUCGGCCAGCAAGGGUCUGAUAUCGCCCAUGAUGGCACGACUGGCAGCCGCUGCUCUGAAGCCCUCCAGUAACCCGGAUGCAGGGAUGGGGCAGUCGGCUCAAGCAGGCCGGUUUAAUCCGGUCGAAGUGAAGCAGGAGCCGGUGGACAGCACCUCCGCGGCCCCCCAAGACUCUGUCCAGGAGCACAGCCUGGACCUGAGCAAGAAAGACCACAGCGCUGAAUCAAACGGACACCCUGCGCCGGGAAAUACAUCUCUUUUAUCCUCACUUAUGAAUAAGAUGAAUCCUGGUUUCUUCAGUGCUUUGGAUCUAAAGUCAGAGCUGGAGGGAGCUCAGUCGGCAGACGGCUCAGACGCAGCUCAGUAUCUCAGUAGGGUAAUGAAGAGGUCGGGCCCAGAGAAACACACUGAGCUGUGGAGGACCUACCUGCGCAGGUAUGACACUGAUGAUUUCUGUGAAGCCCAGUGUGAUUUCUUGCACAAGAUCCAUUUUCAUUGCCUGGUGGAGGAUUGUGGGGCGCUUUUCAGCACAGUGGACGGAGCCAUCAAACACGCCAACUUCCACUUCAGAGCCAACCUGAAGGUUAAAUCGGAGUCCCCUUUCAACGAGAGCAAGGAAUCCAACGAUAGCACCCCUAAUCAGAUGGCUGCCCCUACUUCCAUGGCCAAGACGCCUCCCAUGGAGGUGCCCAGCCUGGCUGUGUCAGGGGGCUACAGCUCAUCCCCCUCUCUCCACGCCUGGAAGCAGCUGGCCGGAUCGAUCCCCCAGCUUCCCGCCUCCAUGCCCAGUAUGCCAGCCACUUCCCCUCUGGCCACCACAUCGCUGGAGAACGCCAAGCCUCAGGUCAAGCCUGGCUUCCUGCAGUUUCAGGACAAUGAUCCUUGCCUGGCCACCGACUGCAAAUACUCGAAUAAGUUCCACUUCCACUGUCUGUUUGGAAAUUGCAAAUAUGUGUGUAAAACAUCCGGGAAGGCUGAAUCGCAUUGCCUGGACCACAUUAACCCCAACAACAACCUGGUGAAUGUGCGAGACCAGUUUUCCUACUAUUCUCUGCAGUGUCUUUGUCCUAACCAGCACUGUGAGUUUCGCAUGAGGGGCCAUUAUCAUUGUCUGAGACCUGGCUGUUUCUUCGUCACUAACAUCACCACCAAACUGCCCUGGCACGUCAAGAAGCAUGAGAAAGCAGAAAGACGUGCCGCUAACGGGUUCAAAUACUUCACCAAAAGAGAAGAAUGUGGCAGACUCGGGUGCAAAUACAACCAAGUUAACAGCCACUUCCAUUGUAUCCGUGAGGGCUGUCAGUUCUCCUUCCUGCUCAAGCACCAGAUGACCUCCCAUGCCCGCAAACACAUGAGGAGGAUGCUGGGUAAAAAUUUCGACAGAGUUCCUUCCCAGGUGGUCUCUCACACCCACCGACCUGAAGAGAUGCAGCACAUGGCCAGUCUAGCUUCGUCUGCCAUGGUAGGCAGCCAUCCUAAUCUUACCCACAACUUCUCCGGCAUGAUGGAGGAAAAUGAUGACUACAUGGACUAUACCGGUGGAGGAAGCCCACUGGGACUCUCCUCAGAGUCCUCCAAUCAAGACCGCAGUUGCACCAGCACCCCCGUGGGCAACGAUAGUUCGCCAGCAGGACCAGGCUGUCAGGUCCCUGCCUCUGCCACCACUACCUCUGCUGACUCUCCUCCUUCUCAAUCUGCACCUCCUCCUCCUCCUCCACCACCUCCUCUUCCACCUCCUCAUCAGCCUACGCUCCAGAGUCAGCCUCCAUCUCUCUCCUCGGCUCUUCUCCGGCCACCACUCCCCUCACUCCCAUAUCUCCUCUCCCCAUCCUGUCUAUCAUACUCUCUGCUCAGCGCCUCUCUCGGAGCCACUAGGAGUGUUGUCAUGCCAACCAACACACCAGCUUUCAGCCCCAUCAUUCCUACUUCGUCUUCGGUUAAAAAUGACGUCCCUAUAGUGCAGGACGCUGCAGGUAACACCAUCUCUAUCCCAACGGCAACUGGUGCCAAGAAACGCUUCUGGAUCAUCGAGGACAUGUCACCCUUCGGCAAGCGGCGCAAGACCGCUUCGUCUCGCAAGAUGCUGGAUGAAGGCAUGAUGCUGGAAGGGUUCCGCCGCUACGACCUCUAUGAGGACUGCAAGGAUACAGCUUGUCAGUUCUCCCUGAAGGUCACACACUAUCACUGCACACGGGAGAACUGCGGCUACAAGUUCUGCGGCCGCACCCACAUGUACAAGCACGCCCAGCACCACGACCGCGUGGACAACCUGGUCCUGGAUGACUUCAAGCGCUUCAAGUCUUCGCUAUGCUGUAACUUCCCCGAUUGCCAGUUCUCCGGCAACAGCACCCACUUCCAUUGCCUGCGCUGCGGCUUCCGCUGUACGGACAGCACCAAGGUGACGGCGCACCGCAAGCACCACGGCAAGCAGGAUGUGAUCAGCGCCGCCGGAUUCUGUCAGUUCAGCUCAAGCGCAGACUGCGAAGUGGCCGACUGCAAGUACAAGCUCAAGUGUUCGCACUUCCACUGUACCUACCCAGAGUGCAAGCACACGGUGGUGGGCAUGUCCCAGAUGGAUUCCCACAAGCGCAAGCAUGAGAAGCAAGAAAGAGGCGAGCUGCCUUCGGUGUCUCCCAACCAGGAUGGCAACCAUCACCACCACCACCACCACCACCACUCAGGCCUAGCUGUGCCCCCAAUGCCCAUGAAUCUGCCCCCAACCUCACCCGGCACACCGGGGCUGACCCACAACAAUAUGGCCAUGUACCUCCCUUCGGCAGGAGCCGCUGGUGAGUACGAGCAUCCGGGCUCAGCGGUCAACCUUGACAGCUCUCUGAACCUGGGGACGGACACCAACAGCUCCUUGUUCUUCCUGAAAAACGCUGCUGGGUUGGGCCUCAGCGACUCCAUGGACCUGAGCAAAAGGUCCGGGAUGCACCGGGAGCCACUCUCCCUGGCCACCAGUUCUGGCCCUGCUGCCUCAAUGGGCCUGGGCAACCCUCAGGAUGACACUACCGGCACAUCCGGCGAUCCUGAAGACGACCUGUCACCCGAGGAAGAGCCGUUAGCCGAGGAGGAUGAUGACGACGACGAUGACGACGAAGAGGAGGAAGUAGAGGAGGACAUGAAUACAGACUCGUAUGAAGAUUCCAUGCCAGAGCCAGAAGUAGACAAAGACAAUGGAGAGAGUUUUGAUGCUUCCAUGAACCACGCAGAGACUUCCCAACUGGAUAAAGAGGAGCCGGAGGCUGAGCCCUAAUCUAUGCUGUAGAAGGAGAACUAUGAAUUCCCUGAACAAACGCAAGUUUGAGUGGCCUCAUUUAUCAUGCUUAGAGACGCUGCAGAUGACAAGAAAACAACCAACUACAAGAGAAGUGAAGGCCCAAAAUGAUUUAUUAUGAUGUUUACAAGAUGACCAACAUUAUUAAUUUAAUUAUGCAUUAAAAAAUGAACAGAGAAAUAGACAGACGAGGCCCUCUUUUACACAUGGGUGGCUAUGUAAACCUUUUCCUACACAUCAGUCUUUUGUGUGUGUGCAUGUUUGACUUUAAUUUAUUCGAUUUCAUUUGUUACUUUUUGUGUGUGGAAAAAAUAAGGAAAAAACAAUCUCUCUAUAUAUGACUAUCUAUAUAAAGUAGAUGUGUGUGGAUGUUAAUGUACAUUUGAAUUGCAGUCACUGGAUUGCAGGACCCUCGUACCAACCUGAAAGCAACGAAAAGCGUACAUUGCAGGAAAUCUUUUAUAAAGAAUGUUGCUCAAAUGAUUGAUUCAGAAACACCCUGUGUCAUUAUUAUUAUUAAUAUUAUUGAAGUGCAGGGGCCUGCAUCAGUGCUUUGACUUGUAUGCUUCUCCGUUGAUCAGAUGAAUUUUUUAUUUUUAUUCUUUACAAUUAUCACAGUUCUCACUUAAACCUGCUGUCGUGGUCAGUGGUGUCAUAGGCUCCAUUCCAUAUGGACAUUCGCCUGCAUCUUCAGGACAAACAAACAAACAAAAAAAAAAAAAAACAGUGACCAGUGACUGCAAAGCUUCAGGCCAUAAGCAUUGAUCUCAGUGAAUGCUAGCUCUCACUUGAUUUCUGUUCCUUUUCUCAAUGAGGACCCAUUUGGCAUUGCAUAUUCAUAGUGCACUUUUGUAUAGAUGAGAGCAGAUACUCAAGCCUCUAUUUAAGACGUUUUGUUAUCUUUUACAUGAUUGCAUUAAUAUGGCUUUUUGUUUGUCUGUUUUUGCAUUAUUCUCUAAUUGCACAGGCAUGACCAGGUGAUGUGGGGGUGUAAAUCUCACUGUAAAUGGGUCUGUUUCGAUGGCGAGAGUUAUCGCCCCCUGUGUUUCGGAGAGUUUGUAAUGUGACGAUGGUGCUACUGCCCAGUGUGAAUGGGAGGAGAUUACAGCUAUGUCUUUGUUUUGCUCCACAAUUAGAUGUCCUAAAGUGUCCAUCAAACACACAGCAGGAGACGAGCGUCUCUGAAUGUAGGGAAAAGUUUGUAGGUGUUAUUUUUCUUUCCUUUUCCCUUCACAGUUUCUGUAGCAUGAAAAAAAAAAAGAAGAAGAAAAAACAAAAAACAAUAGUUGCAACAAAGUCUGAAGAUGGAGACUGGCUUUUUGAAGCUUCUUUUUUCAGAAGCAUCAUGUAUCUAUUUCUAAAAGAAGAGGAAACAUGGAGAGAGACUGUCUUUUCUAGAGGGCUGAAUGGAGGACAGGCAUCACAAAGACACCAUGAUGAAUGCUAGCGCUGGUAGCGCUGCUCGGAAAGUGUGUGAUUUUAUGAAUUGUACAGAAAACAGAAAACAAUGUUUCAAGCUUUUGUUUUCUAUUUACAACAGCUGUGGUUUCACUCCAAUAAUAAGAAGUUAUUUAAUAUUUAUGUGACCUUGCAAUGAGAAAAUUUUAGGGUGUUUUUUGCACUUUUUAGGUUCAUUUUUACCUUUUGAAAUUAUGGCAUAUAUCUUUUAACAGGGAAUUUGCUUUACAAUGUUUAGUUCACUUUGCUUUGAUGCACAAAUAGUCUUCAGUGUGACGAAGAACUGUUGUUCUGUGUUUUAUUUAAGAAAAAAAAAGAGAAAAAAAAAAAAGUUUUUUCUUCGCUUCCAAGAUUGGAUGUUUUCAAUAUGAAACGGGCAUGCUAGAACCUGGCUUGCCUAACGAGUAACACUAAUGAUGACUGUAAUUUAAAUGAAUUCUAUACAGAGGAAAUUAUUGCAGUGCUUCGCUCCAAAUUACACACACACACACGAAAAGAAAAGAAAAAAAAAGACAAAAAUGAUUUUUGUUUACUUGGCCUCUAUUGAAUAUAAACAAGGAAAAGCGAAGCGAGGAAAUUAAUUAUUUCCUAAACACGGCUUUGAAUCAGAAUAUAGGCAACUAAAUGUGUAGAUGGUUAUCUUUGAAAUAUUGUUUCAGGAGGGAAAAAAAGGUUGUAUAGUAUUUUCUUCUGUAAAAACUAUAUAUGAACAAAAAUGCUCUUUGAUGAAAAGCUUCCUUUAAAAAGAAAAUAAGGAGAAAUAAAGAAUAAAAAGUUAAAAACUGAACUAACACCAGAAUAGUUUGCUUGUAUGUGUGUGUGUGAGAGACAGAACGUAAGCGUGUAUGUGUGAGGUUUUAUUGUUAUUACCAUGGUUUCCCCAUAGUGGUAGAGGAAUUAGUGGUAAUUAAAUCUAUACGAGUCACAUUAUUGUAGCACUGAACAGUGGAGUGUAUUUCUACCUUAUACGCAAGGAAGUCAUCAUUUUCAAAGCUGUAUAUCAUGUGCGAUCACAAUAACAAUGAAAUCUGCAUAAUUUAAUACCAUCCACAACUCUUUGUUUGCUAUUGUUUUGGUGUUUGUUUUAUUUAAUUGAACUUAUGUAUUUUGCAUAUGGCAUGCCCCUUUCACAGGCCGUUUGUUCUCUGGUCUCAAGUGCAAAGGCGCAGGACUCACACUGAAGCAGCUGUUUGCCUGGGAGAUACUGUGCACUUGAAUACAUUUUAUGUGUGUAAAAUAGCAGGAUUUGUAAAGAGUCGAAAUAAAGAAAUUCUAAUUAUUAUAACAA